AUGAAAGAAGGAGAUAUUGCUUGGUUCAAAAUAUCUAAUGAAUAAAUGUACACCGUUUAAGAAAUUGCUAAUGGUAUCACAGUUUAAAAUUUAGAAAAAUACUUUAAAAUUGAUAUUUUAGAAGUUACUCAACCAGAAGCACCUCUAGAUUUAAAAAAUUUAGAUAAGUAAUUAAUUAAAUAUUAUUUUAAUUGUCUAAAGUAAUUGGAACUAUUUAAAAUUGAAGUUAAUUAAUUUUACUAAAAGUAAAAAUAUUCAAGUGCUCUAUUAAAAUACCAAAAAGGUUUAAACUUUCUUGAAAAAUGGCCUAAAAAAUUGAAGAUAAUCCUGUUGCUAUUGAAAGUAAAAGGAAUUCCUUAUUAGUUUUAUCAAGUAAUAAGGCUUAAUGUUUGAUUAAAUUAUAAGAUUUCAAACAGGCUAUCUCUGUUUUAGAACCUUUAAUUGGCUAAAUGAGAAACAAAGUAAUUAUUUUAAUCUAAUUUAUUAUUAAUAAUAUGAAGUCAAAAAUUACUAUAGGUUAAUAACUUGUCUUAAGGAAAUAGAUGAAUAAGUUAAGGCAGACUUUUAUUUUAGACAGGUUAUCUAUAUUUGUUCAAUAUCACCAAAGGAAUAGAAACUAUUUUAAACUAUUAAAAUUAAGAAAUGA
Paramecium sonneborni is the source of this 646-nucleotide messenger RNA. The record is from the annotation of a GenBank genome assembly. Lineage: Eukaryota; Ciliophora; Oligohymenophorea; Peniculida; Parameciidae.